AUGGGGUGGCCGAGGGGAGUGGCCCAUACAGUGGGCGUGUCGGAGGCGCGGCGACGCGACGCGCGGCUCCGCGCAGGGGGCGUGUCAGGGCGUGGCCUGCGCGUCGAGAAGAUGGCGCUGCGUCUGCUGCGGAGGGCGGCUCGUGCACAGGCGGCGGCGGUGCUGCCGAGUUUGGAUGUCCUUCAUGUGGCCAGGCCAGUGGGCUCCAGGGCAGGCGCUGCUGAGCAUCAUGGAUACACGCCACGGAGGGCUGUGCUUUAUGUACCAGGUGACGAUGAGAAGAAGAUCCGCAAGAUCCCUAGCCUGCAGGUGGACUGCGCGGUGCUCGACUGUGAAGAUGGUGUGGCCGUGAACAGAAAGGUGGAGGCACGCUCGAGGAUCGUGAAGACCCUGAGAGCUUCAACCUGGGCCCCACGGGAGAAGUGCGUGCGAAUCAACUCGGUGUCCAGUGGCUUGGCCGAGGGUGACCUGGAGAGCUUGCUGCAGGCACGAGUCCUGCCUUCCAGCCUGAUGCUGCCCAAGGUGGAAAGCCCGGAAGAAAUUUCAUUUUCAGACAAAUUUUCCGUCUACUUGAAAGGCCGAAAACGUGAAGAGCCAAUGAAUUAUCCCUUUGUGGAAAACUGCCAUGGUUUGCUCAAUUUUCAGGCCGUCUGUGAAGAGGCCCUGAAGAUAGGCCCUCAGCACGGCCUCUUCCUGGAUGCGGUGGUCUUCGGGGGAGAAGACUUCAGAGCCAGUAUAGGGGCGACGAGCCAGUAAAGACACCCAGGACAUCCUGUUCGCGCAGGGCAGAAGAUAGUGGUGGUGGCACGCGCCUUCGGUCUGCAGUCCAUCGACCUGGUGUACAUCGACUUCAAGGACCUCGAUGGCCUGAGGCGCCAGGCUCGGGAGGGCGCGGGCCAUGGGGCUUCACGGGGUAAGCAGGUGAUACACCCUGACCAAGUUGCUGUGGUCCAGGAAGAGUUCACCCCUACCCCGGAAAGAAUUAAGUGGGCCAAAGACCUGAUGGCCGCCUUCGAGGAGCACCAAAAGCUAGGGAAGGGAGCCUUCACUUUCCAAGGAAGCAUGAUCGACAUGCCGCUGCUGAGGCAGGCCCGCAACAUCGUCACACUCGCCACAGCCGUCAAGGGAAAGUGACCUGUGUUCCUGCCGCUAGG
This is a messenger RNA of Suncus etruscus (white-toothed pygmy shrew), 1154 nucleotides long. RefSeq names its product citramalyl-CoA lyase (gene CLYBL). The record is from RefSeq and is a predicted model, not a curated record. Lineage: Eukaryota; Metazoa; Chordata; Mammalia; Eulipotyphla; Soricidae. Gene Ontology annotation, molecular function: (S)-citramalyl-CoA lyase activity. Gene Ontology annotation, biological process: regulation of cobalamin catabolic process.